AUGUACUGUAAUUCUCAACUCUCAAAAUAUACUUAUCUAGCCCAAUCUUUGGUCACAUCUUCAUCUCCCUCUUUCCUUUUUCUCUUCAAUCAAAAAAAUUCGGAUAAUGUCUUCACUCAUUUCACCACCACCUUCAUUUCUCACUAUUCCUUCACACAAAACUCAUUUCUUCUGUUCCAUUCAUCACUUCCUCCCACUUCAACUUCCACCAAGGAACUUCAAAUUCCAACACAAAUGGAAAACACUAGAAUGCAAAGUUACAACGAAUUUAGAUGCUCCACCGUCAACGUCAACGGCGUUAGCGAAAGAACCACACAAAUAUUGAUGCAGUUGGCGUUUUUACUUCUUAUUUGCGGAAUGGAUCUUCAGCACCUACUGUACAGUUGUGAAAAGCAAACGGGGAAAGAUGUAAGCUGAUUUAGCACGACCUGG
Molecule: messenger RNA, 432 nt
Organism: Trifolium pratense (red clover)
Lineage: Eukaryota; Viridiplantae; Streptophyta; Magnoliopsida; Fabales; Fabaceae
Exons: 4
Coding region: 1-417 (138 amino acids)
Source: RefSeq, a predicted model, not a curated record